Stegastes partitus (bicolor damselfish) is the source of this 1448-nucleotide messenger RNA. It is a transcript of the gene ctsla, whose product is annotated as cathepsin La. The transcript has 8 exons. The record is from RefSeq and is a predicted model, not a curated record. Gene Ontology annotation, molecular function: cysteine-type peptidase activity. The coding region runs from base 110 to 1114 and encodes 334 amino acids. Gene Ontology annotation, biological process: proteolysis. NCBI's taxonomy places the organism in Eukaryota, Metazoa, Chordata, Actinopteri, Pomacentridae.
CGUUAUCCAGCUGCCAUUCAAGCCUUUAUAAACUUUGUGUUUCUCGGCCGAGGCUCAGUGUUUCUCCUCCUUCACCGAGAACAACAAAGAGUUUACAGAAACCACAACAAUGCUGCCUGUAGUUGUGCUGGCCAUGUGCCUGAGCUCGGUGCUCUCGGCACCAAGUCUGGACCCACAGCUGGAUGACCACUGGGACCUGUGGAAGAGCUGGCACAGUAAAAAGUACCACGAGAGAGAGGAGGGCUGGAGGCGGAUGGUGUGGGAGAAGAACUUGAAGAAGAUCGAGGUGCACAACCUGGAGCACUCCAUGGGCACACACUCCUACCGCCUGGGCAUGAACCACUUUGGGGACAUGACUCACGAGGAGUUCAGGCAACUCAUGAACGGCUACAAGCACAAGACCAACAGGAAGGGGUCCCUGUUCAUGGAGCCCAACUUCUUCGAGGCCCCUCGUUCUUUGGACUGGAGGGAUAAGGGCUACGUCACUCCCGUUAAGGACCAGGGUCAGUGCGGCUCCUGCUGGGCCUUCAGCACCACCGGAGCCAUGGAGGGUCAAAACUUCAGGAAGACCGGCAAGAUGGUGUCCCUGAGCGAGCAGAACCUGGUCGACUGCUCGCGACCGGAAGGCAACGAGGGCUGCAACGGUGGCCUGAUGGACCAGGCCUUCCAGUACAUCAAGGACAACCAGGGUCUGGACUCUGAGGACUCCUACCCCUACCUGGGAACGGACGACCAGCCGUGUCACUAUGACCCUCAGUACAACUCUGCCAACGACACCGGCUUCGUGGACAUCCCCAGCGGUAAAGAGCGAGCUCUGAUGAAGGCCGUGGCCUCCGUGGGACCUGUUUCAGUCGCCAUCGACGCCGGACACGAGUCCUUCCAGUUUUACCAGUCAGGAAUCUACUACGAGAAGGAGUGCAGCAGCGAGGAGCUGGACCACGGUGUGCUGGUGGUGGGCUACGGCUUCGAGGGAGAAGAUGUGGACGGCAAGAAAUACUGGAUCGUCAAGAACAGCUGGAGUGAAAAGUGGGGCGACAAAGGCUACAUCUACAUGGCCAAGGACAGGAAGAACCACUGUGGCAUCGCAACGGCGGCCAGCUACCCUCUGGUCUGAAGUGCACAGCUUCACUUUGUAGCCCCGUUAGUUUUUAUUGCAAUAGUUUGGCUGGAGUGGAGAGGCGAGGCUUCAGUCAGCGCGACGCAUUGGCAGGAGAUUCUGCGAUGCUUCAACAAGGAGGAACACUGAUUUUUAGGGAAAAUGUCGCCUUUUUGUUUUGGCUGGUUUUUACGCCACUUUGUUGUGUCUGGACAAAUUUUACUUUAGCAUUUUAUUUUUUUGUAAAUAUGUGUAUGCUACUCAGUAAGUGAGAUGUCAACACUUGCUUUGGUCAUUGUAAAUGAUUUUUUUUUGUACUUUUACUGUGAUCAAUUAAAUUUGUGAAACACUA